GCGAGGAUGUGCUUAAGGUUCCAUAUCGGUGUACUGUGAAUUUUUCAAAAAUAAUAUCUGCAACCAUGGUGAUAAAAUUCAAUUUUCGUUUUGUUCUUGUUAUUGUGUUAUGUUUUUGUAUAUACGGAUUUUCAAAUGCAAAAACGAAUUUGAGACAAACAACGAGUGAAACUGACACUGUAGAUAAAUCUAGAACUUCAAAAAGUAAGGAUGCUGAGGCAACCUCAAAAGCACUGAGUGGAAAAAAAUUAAAAAUUGAAAUGCCUGCAAUAAUUGUGAAAGAGGACCCUUCUCAAAAGUCUUCCUUCUUGCUUCCUUCACCAAAGAAAGAAGAAAAACCUUUUUCGCCAAUCAAAAGACGGAAAGCAAUUCGGCAUAAAGCAAAUGAAUUUUAUUCAAAGGAAGCACCGGGUGAUAAAACAAAUGUUGAAAAUGAUGUAAAUUCGUUUCUUCCGGAUCGAGCAAGAGCUUCUAUUACUAGAAGCAUGCAUCAAAUCGUGGUCGAAAAAGAAAAAGGUCUCAAACCUAAAAUUGAAUACAAAAGUGUGAAAUACGUUAUGAUGCCAGAAGAAGUUGGAAAUGAAAUUCAGACCACUUCUAAUAAAAAAGACACCCACAUGAAGGACCUUGAUUUUCCGCCUUCAAUCAGUAAGUUUUUGAUUAAACGAAAGUAUUUAAUUGGGUCACUGAACGGGAAAACCUCGGAAAAGAAAGACUUUCAAGUUAUUGUUGACGGUCAUACAGUUAUGAACGAUAAGUAUCUCACUUCAACGGCAGAUCCCAUCGGUUAUAAACAAAAGUCGGAUCAGAAAUCUGUUAAUGCACUAGAAGAAGUAAAACUAAUGAAAACAAUGUCUUCAAAGAAAAUGUAUUACAAAGAGCCCGAUAUUGCAAAACAGAAAAAAGGAAAAAAAAGUAAAACGAAAUCGUUGACAAAAAAAUCUAAGCAGAAUAAGUCCGAGAAGAAACAAUUACCUAAAGAUAUUGAUGUCAAAAGUUCCCCAAUUACAAAAUACGAUAAGAUGACGAUGAGGGAGAAACUUGUAUAUACGCAACAAUUUAACGAAAAUAACCCUACUAAAACAGUGAAAACGGAAUUUGGUUCCAGUAAGCCACUAGUAAAGUCAGAAAAAGUAAAAGCAAAGAGUCAGAAAUCAGAGGUGUUUGUCACUCGAAGAAAGAGCAUUAGACCAAAACAAAACGAUUCAAAGUAUUCGUCACAAAAUGUACCGUUGAACAUUGAAGUUGACACCAAAGAUUGGAAAAGUAAUUAUCGCCGAAAGAAGAAUGAUUUAAUGCAAUCAAUGCUGGAAUCAAAACCUGUUUUGAGGAAAACGAAAAACAACGAAAAUGCUAAAUCAUUUAAAAAGAAAAACAAAGAAUAUACAGUAUCGAUUAAAAGAAAGAGCAAAGAACAUAUAGUGUCCAUGGGAAAGAAAAGUAAAGAACAAAAUAUUCCUGCAAAACUUGACCAAAAAGAUACUGCUAUGUUUGGAAAGGAGACAUUGUAUGGAUCCAAUCCAAUAAACAUCAAAAUUGACACUAAAGAUUGGAAAACUAAUUACAGCAAGAAAAAGAACAAAUUACUCCAAGCGAUGUUAGACUCCUCCACUUAUGAAAAAGGACGAUUCAAAGAAAAGAAAAAUAAAGCAAAAGCAAAAUCAGUCAAAGAAGUUGUACAACAAAAGAACGUUCAUAGUUAUUUGAUUAAGCCAAAUACUGUUAUCGAAGUUGGAAACACUGAAAUAACUGUUGGGAUUCCGCCCCAUGUUGCAAUACAGACUCGAAUUACCGACCGAAAAUCGAAAGGAAAUACUUUAAAGAAAAUAAAGACGGAGAUUAAAGCUCCUGCUACACUGAAAGCUUUCCGCUCGGAUGAAGUGAGAAUAAAGAUCGAUACAGUGACUGUUCAAAACGCAGAAAAAUCAAAUGGGAAAAUAAGUGCAAUGCAGACGACAACAACAGCCCCGUCACCACCUAAAGAAGCCCUUAGAAGUACAAAACAACCCGCAACGACGACUCAUUUUCCUUUGAAAAUUGAAUUCGUGACAGCAAAGAUACCCGCUGAGCUAGAAGGUAACAGAAACAAGUCAUCACUGACAAAGGGAAAAAACCACAAGAAAUUCAUCACUAAUGGUUUAUCAGAAGAUUCACAGAAAUCUCGAAUAAUCACUUCAUCUGAAAACUUAAAUGUAAAUCUCGAUCACUACGCCGAUUUUACAAGGACGGGGAUAACAAAUGGAGAAAACAACAUUGUUGUGGGAACCUUGUCCGGAAUUAAAGACAGAGCCAACGCCGGAAUGAUUAAUUUGCAAGUAGAUACAGCUGAACGAGAGCAGGCAAUGAAUGUUUCAAAGACUACAGGAUCAAGACCAAAUGAUCGGCAAACAACAAAUAAAAAAGUAUUCAAUGUAAAAACCAAGCCAUACAACAUACACAAAACAAUCAGUACUAAUUCUCAAUCACAAACUAGCCUUUCAAACGUGAAGAAGCAAGAUAAAAGCAUGACUGAUUUUUCAAUUUCACUUCUGGCAGCUCAUGAGGUAGAAAAAGCGACGCAGGCGCCACUUAAAAAGAGGAAACCCACACCAAAGGCUCCUGUUAAGAAAUCUCCACGAUUUGUAAUUCGCAAUAACAAUAACAGUGGGAAAAGUUUUGUGUUCAGUUUCAAGACGAACAAAAAACCCAAGAAAAAUGUACCAAAGGUGACAAGCGUGCAAUUUCAGCCUGCUUUUAUUUACAAAGACACUGCCGAAAUUCACAGGUCAGAGAAUUCUCUCUUCGCAAAUAGUAUUCAUGAAAAAUCGGAGAAAACCCCAAACACUUUUUACAAACAUAGUAUCAUGCGAGAGAACCACAAAGACUUUCGUUGGCCAGUACCGUCUAAGAUUGUCCAGGGAAUACCCGUGACACAACCUCCACCGGAAGUGAGUACACUAGGAUUAAUCAUAUCCGGAGACUUUGUUUCAAGCUUUGCCGAACAAGCUUUUAAAGAUGAAAGUUCAGAUAAUAAAGUUUCUAGACAGUCAAUCAACAGAACUACUGCCAAAACUAAAUUUCAACCCAAACAAACAGUUAAAAGUGACUUCCUCUUCCCGAUUCAGUCUUUUUAUACUCCAUCUCCGAAGGCAAUAACCACCGUAGAUUUAGCUCUUGUCACUAGACAAAGAAAUGGACUGUAUCAGAAUGAUAAAUAUUAUUCCAGUGACAUUCAUUACCAAAUUCAGGAGUUGUUAAAUUCUACAGAAACCAAUCAACUUACUGAUAUUCCUGGGAACAUUGAUAUUCAAACCUCGACUGUUCCUUUACCAAAAAUGAGGAACACUUUUAUUCAAAGCCGGUCCAAAACUAUGCCAUUUGUUUACACAGCUGAAUCGCAAGCUGGAAGGACUAAAAUGCAGAGAAUUAACAACAAACAAAACGUUCGAAACCAAGUGGAAAGGACAACCUUAGGAAACAAUGCUCCGCCUAGUAUAACUGGCUUUGAUUUAGGUUUAUCUAUGAAAAGGGACAAGUCAAAGAAGAACCAAAUACAAAUGACCCAAGCCACCCAAGCUUUCGAAGAAACGUCUCAAAGUCCGAUGAAAAAUAUAGUAAAAGGGAGUUCCUCCUUAUCGAAUUUUAGGAGAAUGCAGAUUCCUUCAAGACCAAUAGAGACUGUAAUUUAUCCAACAGUUUCUGUACAAACAGAAAGAAAAGGCGCAACUGAAAAACCACGCAUGUUGAAGAAGUUAACUUCAACAACAACAACGACGACAACUACAACAACAACACCCAAGCCUAAAACUACAUCAACAACAUCAACAACCUCAACAACAACUGCAGCAACAACAACAACAACAACAGAGGCGACGACAAGAAGACCAACAGUAGCUUCUACAACCACAACGGAAAAACCAUCAACUACAACUACGCCUGGAUCUAUUAAAGAAGUUAUUUCCGACUUAUCAAGUCUAAAUGAUAUUGCGAAAAAAGCUAAAGACGCUUUGCAAAGAAUCAGCGAAGUUUUCAAAGGACCGCCUGACAAUAUUAUUGCUGUUUCUAAAACCGACGCUUAUAAGAAAUACAAAAAGGCCGCAACAGAGGUCAUCGAGAUGAAGAAGUCUCCAACCAUGGUUCCGGCUGUGGGUAUUAUCAAGCCUUUAAGAAAAAGUGAAGCUAUAUACAAGUUCUCUCAGUACGGAAGCAAGCGUAGUCAAGAAAUGACUGAGGACAAUGCAAUCAAGAGAGAGAUUAAGAAACUGUUAAUUCAGCAAAACACGAUUUAUCCGGGUCCACUACAGCAAGGCCCAGUCUCGUAUCCAAGAGUAACCCCUAUGAUGGACCAGAAUGUCUACACUCAAAACGAAAUUACAUCAAACGCGAGGGGAAUGUUGUAUAAUACACCGGAAAUGACGUCAAUGAUGAUUGCGACAGAAAGUAUGGCGCCCGAGCAAAAUGGUGGAUAUAUUCAAAAUUAUAACUUUCCUGGAGCCAACCGACAGGCCCUAGGGAAUUCAGCAAGACUUCCUUUCCAAAACAGUGUCAGGGUAACACCUCCAAUGCCCAUAGUUCAACCUAUAGUUCAGCCUAAGGUUUACCAGCCCUCGGGUGGGCGGGGCACGCAUCACAGAAUGUCGUGGACGACAGUUCUCCCGAACGGAAGUACCAUGGACGAGUUUGCUAUUGUGAAAGAUGACGAGAUGGUGAUAUUUUUGGUGUCCGAUCAGACCCCAGCCCACUCCACCCUCGAUAAAUCGUCAACACUUCUGGACUUCACAGUUGGUCACAUGGCUAUGAGAUUCAAUAUCGAUGGCACAAAUGGACAAAUGUGUUUUGUAACACACACAUCAGCCAAAUAUCAAAACACCAAAGAAGCUCUACAGAACAGGGCUUUGUCACAGGUGGUGAGAUUAGCGGACCCUAUUCAGCUGUAUGCAGAGUUAACUACCCACGUACCUCAGCAUGAUCUGCACAGAGUGGGCGGUUCAGCCUUCUACAAGUUCUGUAAGAUUGCCAUCAAACAAGACAAUGUAUACGAACUCGUAAUGGAACCAACCGGAAAUAUCGGUCCAAGAUCAUUUACCGGAUCCGGACUUGUUUACCCUUCAGAGCCCGGAUUGUCAGUACCAAUUACCAUCAAUGUUGAAUCAAUGAUCAAUUUGAAGAAAAAGCGCUUUUAAAGGUUUCUGUGACACCCAUCAUAAAAGAAUUCCAUUGUACAUAUAUGUUUUUUUUUUUCAUUAUGUCAUGUUUUAGAAUAUCUGUACAAUUGACUACUUGUUUAUUUGUCUGCAAAAUAUUAUCAAGAAUGAAUAUCUGGUUAUAUUUGAACACUGUACAUUUUUUCCGUAAGCUCAUUGUCCAAUUAUUUUUUUUUUAGUUCUGUUAUUUGAUAAUCAUAACAAUAUUUUUUUGUCGCAGGUAACAAACAGAUAUGCAACUUAACUCAGAUAUAUGAUCAAAUAAUGUAACAACUAUUAUCUAUGUAUUCCUUAGUGCUUAGCAGAAUUCAAUUUAUACAUUUGUUUGUAGUUAAUGGUCAUGAAAUUCUUUUUGCCUUAUUUAAUCUGAAACUUUGUACAGAUCAGUGAUUUUUUUUUGUUUAUUCCAUUAUUUAUUUUAAUGUACAUGUAUGAGUUUUCAUUUUGUGCUAAGUUGUAAUAGUGCUGUAUGAUAUGUAUUUUAUCAUUAAUUAAAGUUCUCCUUUUUUAAGCAGUGAUUUUUUUUCUUACAAAAGUACAUAAUUUAACUGCUUACAUGUACAUGUAUAGGGUGUUUUGUUGUAUACUAUAGUUUUCUGUGCUACUUUGUUUUCCUUUUGCACUGACUUCAAAGUAUCCCUAUGAAAUUCCUAUAUUAACAGCUGUAGAUAAAAGAACUAACUUAGCUCGCAUUCUCAAACGGAACGGAAUAAAAAUGAAGGGUACAUAAUAUUAUUCACGCUGUAAACUUUGGAAGUCCCAACCGCAAAGUUAACGCACGUUUAUAUUCAGUAUAUAUUUUUGAAACAGUUAUUUUAACUUAUCAUCUUUAAGAAUACGAACUUUGAACCUUAAAAAAACAUUUCUAUGAAAUAAUCGAUUUCUUUUUCUUGAUAAGUUUGCAAAAUUAUUGAAUGAUAUAAUAUUGUUCCCUUGGCAUAAACAUAACAUUGGUGAACACGUUUUUAAUUUCUCAUUUAUUUAAGUCGUCAGUAUGUCAGGUGACGUGCGUCAUAUUUCUAAGCUUACUGUUUCAUUGGGACACCACGCAUUCAUUUUCGUUUCAUGUUUCGAGUCUUUUGAUUGUUCAAGACGUUUCGCCCAAUGAAAAUGCAUGUUUUAUCUCCUUGUGGUGAUAGCGCCAACCAAUCAUCUGUGGUUUUAGAUCAGCCAUGCAAAGACAGGCUUAUAGCAAUUCAUUACACCACCCCUUCACAGACAUUAACUCUGCUAGAUUUAUAAAUGAGAGAAAUGAGUGAUUUAUUAAAUCCAGCCUAUUAUUUGUGCUAAUUAUAAACACCAUUUGCAAAUAAAAGGGAUACUUAUUUCAAAAAGGCAUUGGAGUGUAUACUUUUAUCUUUUUUCACACAGAAUGACAAGAAUUGAUGAUAAAAAAAAACUAAAAAAAAAAAAAAAAAAAAUAGAGUUGCCAGAUGAUGUUAUUACAGAGAAUAAAACUAAUGAAAUUAACAAAAAACAAAAAACAGGAGAAAUAAAAAAGCGACAUUUUUUUGUUUAUCAAGCAAUUGAUGUUUGAUUAGUUUUUCAUGAGUUAUGGCUAAUCGACAUGCAGGCA
This is a messenger RNA of Magallana angulata, 6759 nucleotides long. RefSeq names its product serine-rich adhesin for platelets-like. The record is from RefSeq and is a predicted model, not a curated record. The coding region runs from base 66 to 5162 and encodes 1698 amino acids. The transcript is spliced from 5 exons. NCBI's taxonomy places the organism in Eukaryota, Metazoa, Mollusca, Bivalvia, Ostreida, Ostreidae.